UAAGUGCUGAUUAUUCUACAGAUGUUAUUAUUGGUUCUCAUACGAUCUCUAGUGCACCAUCCCCUCCAUCAGGAUCAAAACAAAUAAUCGCUUGAAGAUAAUAUCAAUAUUCAGUACAAUGUCAUCCACGUGUCAAUAAGUACAACGGUUCCAUUCUAUUCGUUCAACGUUUUAUUAAUUUAAAAAUUGCAAUUUUUCAUUAUACGUGUCGAUUUAUCUAUCCAAUAAUUGUGCAGGUAAAAUGAUUAUACACUCAACAUGUUGAUCCAUGCUGAUCCUUCAACAUCUUUGAUCCAUGGCUUCACCGUCUGCGAAAGAAAUCGCAAUGGCUAAACGCAAGGCAUCCAAACGAUCUAGAAGCAAACAAUCUUUGCAUCAUUCGCAAGAGAUGCUGUUGCAGAAUUCAGAUUCAACAGAUUCAAUCGUCAGCAUAGGAAAUGACACUCCCUUGAAGAAAAGAAGAGGAUCGAAUGAACAGUUAUUACAGCAACGUUCUCCAGAAUCUGUAUUGUUCGAAUCACCACAGUUAGAAUUGUCCUGCUACGAUGAUCUCAGUCCAGAAAUUGUGACCAGACUUCGACAGAUGAAGCUGGAUCCGAAUGAGUCGGAUAAGAAUGAUGAUAAACAAGAUGAAAUACAAGAGGAGACUAAAUCGAUGGAAUUAAUGCAUUCGAACCAUUCAUCGAAACAGAAAAUCGAUGAAUCUCUUGAAAAAUGUUUCUCAAUGGAUAAGACUCUAUCGAUGAACGACGAGAUCAAGGUGGAGAUGAACGAGUGCGAUACAGUGCAAGAAAAUAAAUUGUCGAAAGAGAUUUAUACUUAUGACACUGAUCUUCGUUCCUCAAAAUCAGCCUACGAAUUACCUUGUGGUUACGUCUCGGAACCAGCACCGUUUGGUACUUUUAAUUCAGAAUUGGAGACUCAGAGUCAAGAGUAUCAUUGUUUUUUGGAUGAUUUUAGAUCCACAACCUCUUCCUGCGAGGCUACGGGUCAAUUUGAAGAUGAAAACAAGAGUGAAAAAUGUUAUGAGACGUGGAAUGAACAGAACAGUCAGAGCACUGAUAAAUUUAUGAUAGUUAAUGAGAAGGUUCGAGAGGAUUCAGGUGGAAGCUUGAUCACUAACUGGAGCGAGUGCAAAAGAAUCCUCUCAAACCUGCGGCGAUUGAACAGUGUUAAAGUACGAACUGGUGCUCAAGAAUGCAUAGCGAAUUUCUUGCCAAAGCCUAAGAGAUGCGACGAAUCACGAUCGAUGCAAACAUCCUCUUUGUCUUAUCACACUCCGUCGUCAGUGACGUCGAGUGAAAAUUCUAAUGAAUUCAUUAAUAAACGUCAUUUAAAGGGAAAUGACAACGCCAAUGACAAAGUCGACGAUCGACGGAAAUACGAGGAGAUAAAGAGUACUGUGUCAAAAAUUAGAGCACGUUCGACCACACCCUGCAGUGGUUCACCACCUCCAGCUAAAAGGUGUCGAACCACAUUGAAAUUUGAUGACGAAGAGGGAAUGGAACAGUCCCAGAAAGACGCUGCAACCGUCAAGGUAACUGAUCUAUUACCAGUGGAGAAAAACACAGAAGAGGAACAGAGUUCCUUGUGUCCUAUCCCGAAGACAUCUUGGCGUGGUAGCACUCCAGAUUCACCGACUGCCUCUACGCUUGCUUUGCCUGCUGUCUCGGAUUCUGGGUGUAGUACACGUCUUCAAGAAUGCGAAAGAGGAACUGAAUGUCCCAAAAAGUGUACAUGCCUCAGCUCCAAACAAAACCGUAAAUUACCACGACUUCAAUUUACCAAGAAACCCAUUGCAAAAAUUGUAUUAUUCUGGAUUUGGUUGAUAAAGAAAAUAACAAGCGCUUUAAAAAGAGGUUGCAGCAGCUUGGGACAGAUUGUGUCAUUUUCUUCAACGAGGCGUCAAAUGGAAGAACUCAGUCAGGUGGUAAUAAUGUUACGCUCGGAGAACGAGCAAAUGAUUAACAUGUUCCUGGAGAAAGUCACUCACUUGUCCGAGCAAAUUGCUCAGAUACGUGCAAGUAGCGUAACAGCUAUCGGUGCCUUGACUAACGAGGUCAAUGGCAUUCAGGAUAUUAGCAAGAAGCUCGACGGAAGUAACGAGACAUUGAUGCUGGAAUUGAAAAAGUUGCAGGACACCUUAGAGAAUGUCCGAGCAAAAUCUCCGCAAGUUCCACCCCCGCCACCACCGCCAAUGCCACCAAUCUUGACACCAUCAUCAUCAUCAUCGAUGAUUGCACCUCCGCUUCCACCGCCUCCACCACCUCCACCGCCGCCGCCACCACCGCCACCACCACCUCCUCCUCCUCCUCCUCCUCCUCCUCCUCCUUCAUUUUUUCAAUCCCCAGCACAAUCAAGUACACCAACCACCCCGAGUAGUGGUAGAAAUGUUAGGACGCCUUCUAGAAAGUGUUCGACACCGUUGUUUAACAGACCAGCUAUAACAGUCGAGGAUUUACUGAAGGUGACCCUUAAAAAAGCUCCUCAAAACACUAAGGAAAAUAGACGUAACACUAUACCAGGACCAAGAGGACCCGUGGUUUCUUUGGACAUGUUACGUAGCGUUAAAUUAAAAUCUGCCAGGCGCAGAUCAAACGAGCGAAUUAUAAGAUCUCCAAGAAGUGCUCGUAUGAUAAAAACUCGAACAUCGAGUCUCAGCUUGUCACCGAUCGCGACAGGUGCAGAUAAUUUAGGACGAAUCCUGAAACAGGUGGAUCUUCACAGACGCGGCCCUAGGCGUCUAUUAUCUACCACAUCGAGUUUUAAUAAUAUCACGAAAGAUAAUCACUCGCUAAGCGCGACCGCGGAAGAUAACGGUUCGUAAAUUAUAAUUGCGUAAACAUAUUUCACCGAUGAUGGAUGAUUUUAAAAUAAAUAAUUUUAAUUGAUUGACCGGAGCGUGUAAUUUCAACGAAAUAAAUUAUCAUUUUUUGCAAACUGA
Messenger RNA from Osmia bicornis bicornis, 2944 nucleotides. RefSeq names its product cyclin-dependent kinase 12-like. Lineage: Eukaryota; Metazoa; Arthropoda; Insecta; Hymenoptera; Megachilidae. The record is from RefSeq and is a predicted model, not a curated record. Gene Ontology annotation, cellular component: cytoplasm. The transcript is spliced from 5 exons. Bases 296 to 2827 code for a protein of 843 amino acids.